Molecule: messenger RNA, 2502 nt
Organism: Dinoponera quadriceps
Lineage: Eukaryota; Metazoa; Arthropoda; Insecta; Hymenoptera; Formicidae
Product: aminopeptidase N-like
Exons: 11
Coding region: 1-2502 (833 amino acids)
Biological process (GO): proteolysis; peptide catabolic process
Cellular component (GO): cytoplasm
Molecular function (GO): peptide binding; zinc ion binding; metalloaminopeptidase activity
Source: RefSeq, a predicted model, not a curated record
AUGUCAGGAACAAGAAGUAGCCUGGCGUUCUUCGGGCUUUUGUUCAGCAUUAUUCUGAUACUCGCCACUGCAGAGCUGAAUGAAACCGACGAUUAUCCGCAAACUUGUAUAUUCGAUAAAUUCGAUUAUCGUUUGCCUUUACAAGUAGCACCACGACAUUACAAUAUCGUGCUAACACAAAAGAAGGACGUCUUCGUCGGGUACAGCAGUAUACUCCUCGAAGUGCUUGCUCUCAGAUUUCGCGAAAAACUUUCUCCUGGGAAUUACACGCUGAACAUCGACUUUGAAGCCGUUUCACAUAGCACUCGGGGUUUCGUCAGAACCCAAAGCUUAGAAAAGCCCUCAAAGUCAGAGUAUAUAACGGUUUUCGAACCGAUCGGUGCUCGAAGUUUAUUCCCAUGCUGGGACCAGCCAAUAUUCAAGACAACCUUCAACAUCUCCGUCGUACACUCAUCCAAAGCCCAGGUCUUCUCGAACAUGCCGCAUAGGGAUGAAACGUGCAGUUCCUCCGGGAAGGAGGUUGAAAAAGUUCCAACACGGACAAAAAGGACGGACUUCUACAUUACUCCCGUCAUGCCCACCUACCUCGUGACGAUCGCGAUUGUUAAAACCACUACAAAUUGCACGACAAGGAAUAACAUUGAAUUUCACCACGCGAAGAACGUGCAGAACCACGUGAAAGUAGUCUUGAAGAUCGCUAACAGAGCUAAUGGCUUUUUAAAUACUUAUACGAAACACAAGUGGGGAAAUUCGAUAAUGCGUAUUCUCUCGUAUCAGAACUUGACAAGCAAUCUCGUGGGAGGUGGGCGAUUCGCAGUUUUUAGAGAAAGUGAUCUCAUUUACAAACGAAAUUUGCAUUUUCCCGGAUUCAAACUUGCAAUGUGGAAGAAAAUAGCUAACCAAAUGGCACAACAAUGCAUCGAGAGUUUCGUCAGCCCGAUGACGUGGUCUCAACUCUGGUUUAGCCGUGCAUUUGCAACGUAUCUAGGUUAUAAAAUCGCUGGAAAGGAAUACGGCGAAGAUGUCAUGACGCAACUUUUUGUAGUACAGGUUCUACAGCCUGCACUCCAUAAUGAUAUUGAAGUGAAUGUACCGGCUAUUAUACACGAUUAUGAUCCGUUUUAUUCAUCUCUCAUUUAUAAGAAAGCAUCUGCUAUGAUAAAGAUGUUGGAAUGCAUUGUCACAGAAGACAUAAUGCGACGAGCACUUGUGCAAUACAUAAAGAAAUACGCAUACGGUUCCGCCACACCAAUCGAUUUCUUGAACAUCCUGGAGGAAGUAAUGCUUAAGUUACCUUCUGGACAUAUAAGACCUUACUGGGAAAUAACGAAGAUAAUGCAUGUGUGGUACUCGCAAAGACGCUACCCAAUAAUGGCUGUUGUAGAGCCUGUUGGUGGCAAGAGGAUAAAUGUUGAAACACUUGAUGUAAGAUAUUCCCAAAUUGAACCAAAUAAAUGGCCGACACCAGUAAUAUUCGAGAAAAAACCGAAUAUCCGUUUCGUGCAACAUUUACAAAUGUCGUUCAAGAAUUUGUCACGGAAUCUUAACGAUUCUUUCGAUAUUCAUGGGGGAGGACCAGAUCAUCUAGUUAUAUUUAAUGUGAAACAAUUCGGCUACUAUCGUGUCUACUACGAGUAUAACAAUUGGGUGAAAAUCUCGAGACACCUGAAUAACAAGGAUCACACGAAGAUACACGUCCUGAAUCGUGCUCAAAUCGUCGACGAUGCGUAUCAUUUUCUAAUGGAGAGCAAAUUUAGUUACAUAGUCUUCUAUGGUUUAAUCAAUUACUUACAAGAUGAGACGAAUUUCAUAGUAUGGCACAGUGUGAUGAACAUCCUGCAUUAUGUGUCACCCUUCUUCAACUUUGCAGAAAGUAUACAAUUUAAGAAGCUCAUGUUGAAACUCACGAAUUCGGUUUUGAUGAAGAUAGGAUAUUAUGAGAAUCCUGAAGACGAUGAAAUGUUGAGAGCAUUGAGAUUAUUACUCCUGAAUUGGGCCUGCAGACAUGGACAUGUUAAUUGCAGAGAAAAAGCAUACGAAAAACUGAAGAUACACAUCCAUGGUCCCAAAAAUGAAGGCACGUCGCCGUUGUGGAACGACUGGAUGUAUUGCGCGGGUCUGAUGCACGUACACAAUUACACUUUAUCUGAACUUCUGUCUGCUUUACGCACACAGAACAAAGAUAUUUUUCAAUAUAUGAUUUGUGUCGAAGACGUUGACUUGCUCCGGAAAGAAGUAGAAAUGUUCCUACUCAAAGCUGAAGCGACACAGAACGAAAGCGUUCGGUUAAAAAAAUUCUUCCGCGACUUUGUGAAGAUGCAUGCUAGAAAGCCUAAAAUACUCGAAUUUAUCUUGAGCAAUUUCAACAAUAUACUGCCAGGACACAUGACCGCCGUGGAGAAAAUAACUCACAUUUAUAUGAGCGUGUACUCCAAGUGUCAACUUGACGAGGUAAAUUUCACGAUCUUACACAUCCCACUCUUAUUCAUGCGCACCUUUUAA